AUGCUACCAGGGGAGAGUGGUGACGGCGAUGAGGGCGAUGGCGCGGGUGCCGACCGCAUUCCGCGUGUUCAUCCGGGUGUAAUAGCAUUUGGGAAUCACAGGCUAUCAUCAGCGCGCCAACGCGAUGAGAUUGCCGACAAAUUCAAGGUCAGCGCCUUCAACACCCACGACAUCGGAUUCCGGCAACAAGUACCCAAGGUCGUGAUCAAAGGGGCCUGCGAUUAUGCCGAUGGCCACCGGAACGACAGGUUUGAGAAAUAUGCGGCCGCCUCGGCGGCAGCUUGCUUGAAAGCCUUCCUCGUUGAAAUGCCUUGA
Molecule: messenger RNA, 315 nt
Organism: Fonsecaea monophora
Lineage: Eukaryota; Fungi; Ascomycota; Eurotiomycetes; Chaetothyriales; Herpotrichiellaceae
Product: pfs, NACHT, and Ankyrin domain-containing protein
Exons: 1
Coding region: 1-315 (104 amino acids)
Biological process (GO): nucleoside metabolic process
Molecular function (GO): catalytic activity
Source: RefSeq, a predicted model, not a curated record